CCUCGGCCCAGCUCAGGCCCUAUUCUGUGGAUUUACAUAAGGCAGCCAUCAGCCGGCCCACUCAUUACCAUGUUUUAUAUUCCCCAGCUCUCAGAAAGCAUCAUGGCAAAGUAGCUCCAUCCUCCCCUUCAACAGGGAAGUGAAGCAGGUGUCAGCAGCAGUGCACUCCCCACAAUUCCGGACCACUCAGGAAGGAACUUUUUUUGUAACUUUUAACUUUGAUUAAUCCCCCCUUCCUCCAUCCCUCGAUUCCCCCUGCUCAGGCGCGCACAGCAGCAGGCCUAUAUGUUGACUUUUUAAUGUUCUCUAAAAUGGUAUCGAAGCUGACAUCCCUGCAGCAGGAGCUCCUCAGCGCCCUGCUGGACUCAGGACUCACCAAGGACGUGCUGAUCCAGGCCCUGGACGACCUGGACCCCAGCCCGCCGGGCUUCGGAGUUAAAAUGGAGAGCCUGUCCAUGUCCCCCGCUCCCGGCAAGAUGAGCGGGCCGGACUCCGACUCCAAGCCCGUCUUCCACACGCUCACCAACGGCCACAGCAAGGGCAAGCUGUCCGGUGACGAGGGCUCCGAGGACGGGGACGACUUCGACACGCCGCCGAUCCUGAAGGAGCUGCAGUCGCUCAACACGGAGGAGGCCGCCGAGCAGCGGGCGGAGGUGGACCGCAUGUUGUCAGAGGACCCAUGGCGUGCUGCCCGCAUGAUCAAAGGUUACAUGCAGCAGCACAACAUCCCCCAACGGGAGGUGGUGGACAUCACAGGGCUGAACCAGUCUCACCUCUCCCAGCACCUCAACAAAGGCACGCCCAUGAAAACACAGAAGCGAGCGGCCCUCUACACCUGGUACGUCAGGAAACAGCGGGAAAUACUGCGACAGUUCAACCAGGCAGUGCAAGGUCCUGGCAGCAAUAUGACAGAAAAAGACAAUCAGGAUCCGGUGUUUUUCUUCCCAGAGUUCAACCCUGGUCAGACCAUGGGUCAGCCCGGUGAGGAGGUCGGCAGCGAACCCUCGUGCAAGAAAAUGAGACGUAACCGUUUCAAGUGGGGGCCCGCGUCCCAGCAGAUCCUGUACCAGGCCUACGAGCGACAGAAGAACCCCAGCAAGGAGGAGAGGGAGGCUUUAGUAGAAGAGUGCAACAGAGCGGAGUGUCUUCAGCGAGGGGUCUCCCCGUCCAAAGCGCAGGGCCUCGGCUCUAAUCUGGUCACAGAGGUGCGGGUGUACAACUGGUUCGCCAACAGACGUAAGGAGGAAGCCUUCAGGCAGAAGCUGGCGAUGGACUCCAUCUCCCUACCGAGCCACGGCCUCAACCCUCUGCUGUCACUCAGCUCACCCCAUCACCCCCAGAACAGCGCUUCACCUCCCAUGCGCUACAGCCAAGGCCCCGGUGAGGUCACCUCCUCCACGACCAUCAGUCACCACAGUAGCAACGGCAUGGCGUCCAGCCAGUCGGUGCUCCAACAGGUGUCUCCGGGCGGAAUGGACCACAGCCACAGUCUGCUGUCACCUGACUCCAAGAUGAUUUCUGUCUCAGGCGGAGGACUUCCUCCAGUCAGCACACUCACAAACAUCCACAGUUCCCAUCACAGCCACCAGCAGACACAAAACCUCAUCAUGCCUCUAUCUGGAGUCAUGGCCAUCGCUCAGAGUUUAAACUCAUCGCAGUCUCAGUCGGUGCCGGUGAUCAACAGCGUGGCGGGCAGCCUGGCAGCGCUGCAGCCGGUCCAGUCCUUCCAGCAGCUCCACAGCCCCCACCAGCAGAGCCUGAUGCAGCACUCACCCAGCCACAUGGGCCAGCAGCCAUUCAUGGCCGUCACACACUCACACAUGUACUCUCACAAGCAGGAGCCGCCACAAUAUUCCCACCCGUCACGGUUCCCCUCGGCCAUGGUGGUCACGGACGCCAACAGCCUCAGCACCCUCAGCUCCAUGUCCUCCGGCAAGACGGACGGUUCUGUAAACAAGAUGGUGCAGCUCGGUGGUCUCUCCUGGUGUCCCCUUCAAGCUUGGUGAGAGCAUCCUCCACUUCCACAGUGCCCGGCAACCGGAGCGCAUUUUUCCACCCUCUCACCGCGGUAACCAUGGCGACUCUUAAUAACCGGCAGCGGCGCGCUUCGUGAUGAGUCAGUCGACAAACAACGGGAGUGACGGCGACGGCGGGCCAGGCGGCGAAAAUGAGAAAUGGGGACAGAGAAGAAAAACAAACAACAAACCCAACAAAAAUAAAAAAUAACACAAACCCCUACUCCCCUCACACUGCCCAACCUCACUGGACCUGAGAGUGAAGAGACAGGACUCCCCCAUCCCCCCUCCCCCCCUUUCACUGUCGCACACACAUGAUCAACAAGGAUGUAUGAUUUUAACACAAUCUUUGAAAACAGUAUUCAAUUUUUCAUGCCCACUCUUCUCUAUUUUUUUUAUUUUUAACUGUACAGUCACUUCAAAGGAACAAAAAAUACCAAGCACCAAAAAAAAAAAAACUGCUCAUGAACUCUGUGCACCUGACCGAAGGCUCUGGGACAACGUAUAUAUUAAGACUUUGAUUUAAGGUGGAACCAUGAAGAUACACUGAGACAGUGAUCGGCCUCUGUGAAGGUUUAAGGAGCCAGUGACUUACUGACACACACACACACAAGUGCCUGGAUGUGUGUGCACGUGAGCAGAAGCUGUGUGACAAUCACAAUAACCUGUACCGAUGUUGUGCAUGCAUUUUGACAUUCAUACUGGGCUUUAAAGGAGUCUUCCAUGUUAUUCUCUCACAUUCAGUUUACCGUGCUAGCAUUGAGUGCGGGCCAUGAAUGCCAAGGACUCGUCACUUCAAGUUGUUGUCGAUGUGUAUACUGUGAUUGAAAAAGACUUUCUGACAAUCUUGACAGGACUAUGCAAUGUGUCUAUAGGCGUCUGCAAUGCUUUGUAUAGGUGGAUUCUGCACACGGCUCCACACACUUGAAAUGAAUAUGCACUAUCAGUGAAGUCACCAUACAAUUAUAUUGGAGUGGCCGUUGAUAAAGCUGCCUGUUGUAUAACAUAAAAAAAGCAGAUGUAAGAAUGCGCGGCAAAUAUGCACAGUGUAGGCGCAACUUCUAUUUGUAACCGCGUCUCAAACGCUCGCCUGCCAUAUCUGUGAAAAGCUGGUCUUGCCUUGCGGGGGAGGACUGACUCACCCACUUUAGAGGUGGCCCUUCCCCUCCAUGGAAACCUCUGGCUUUUUGUUUGCACACAGGUUCAGGUGAAUUUCAGGAAUGGGACUCACCCUCGUCCUCCUCUUCCUCCUCCUCCUCCUCCACCUCCUCCCAGUUCCUGCCAGAAUGUGAAGAAAUAGGACAAAUAUUGUUAAUAAUCUCAAAUCAAGGAGCAGGACCCCCCCGGAGAGCGCGGAGCAAAAAUAUUGACAAGCAUUCAGAGGCCUAACAGUCAUCUCAGUCUGGUAAUUUGUGAAGGAGACCUGAAAGAGGAUGAUGUUGUGACAGCAGCUGCUCUAAUCUAACAGGAAUCCACAAAGACUGAGAAAUGUUGGGGAGAGGAGCAGCUGCUGUGGGUUCAGACGCCCACGCUGACAGUAUUAAGGUGUGUUCAGUCAGAAAGCCAAGCAAACUCUCGCCUUGUGCCUUAACAUGCAAAUAUCGCUUCCUCGAACAGCGUUUGCCAGAUUUGGGAAAUUGGAUUUUGAAUAGUUUGGCAAACUCUUUGUACCACGACUCAUAUUCUUCUCUGUUUGACUAACCAUGUUCAGUUGUGUCGGUCCAUUGACUUUGCCACGAACAGUUUGCUUUGAGCUCUGUCAGAACACACAGUCAUACUCUGGUGGGAAGGUUUGAAAUAAGGAAAAAUAUCAGUUUAUACGAAAGCUUUCCAUGUUAUUAUGAGAAGAAAACGGCCAUUCUGACUAUCCAACCCUGCAUAUCAUCAUAAGUGUGGCAGAUCCAGUCUCCUAUUCAAUAUUAGGUCAUUACAUUGUUAUUAUUAUUAUCUUGGUUGUGACUGUUAUAGGCACAUCUAUUGCCAUCUGAUCAGAGGGCACUCAUACUUGUGUGGCAGGACAUGAUUUUAUUCCUCCUAAUGUAUUAUUUUUGUAUAAAAUUGAAAUCAAUCAUAAAUCAUUAUUUAUACUUUCUGAGAAAAUGUUGAUAUUUCAAGUAAAAGCUUUUUUCCAAAAUGAA
Pleuronectes platessa (European plaice) is the source of this 4153-nucleotide messenger RNA. RefSeq names its product HNF1 homeobox Ba (gene hnf1ba). The transcript has 10 exons. The coding region runs from base 300 to 2006 and encodes 568 amino acids. The record is from RefSeq and is a predicted model, not a curated record. Gene Ontology annotation, cellular component: nucleus. Gene Ontology annotation, biological process: liver development; regulation of transcription by RNA polymerase II; positive regulation of DNA-templated transcription. Gene Ontology annotation, molecular function: DNA-binding transcription factor activity, RNA polymerase II-specific; RNA polymerase II cis-regulatory region sequence-specific DNA binding. NCBI's taxonomy places the organism in Eukaryota, Metazoa, Chordata, Actinopteri, Pleuronectiformes, Pleuronectidae.